This is a messenger RNA of Eublepharis macularius, 1164 nucleotides long. Its product is annotated as fibrinogen-like protein 1-like protein. The record is from RefSeq and is a predicted model, not a curated record. NCBI's taxonomy places the organism in Eukaryota, Metazoa, Chordata, Lepidosauria, Squamata, Eublepharidae. The transcript is spliced from 3 exons. Bases 100 to 930 code for a protein of 276 amino acids.
AGGAUCUUAACAUCAUCAUAUAAAAUAUAAACCAGGAAUCUGCCAAGCCAUUUUCUCCAUUUGAAUUUAGCUCUAAAAAGCACUAUCUGUGCCUGUACAAUGCAUCCCCUAAAUGUCCUGCUUGCUACAGUUGCUUUCCUUUUUGCAUUCCAUAUGACAAGUUCAGUGGAACUGACGGACGAUUUGUGGAAGAAACGUCUCGCAGAUGUAAUCAACAUAGAACAUGUCAAGAAUGCCUCUAAAAUUGUGAACCGUUUUACUGCUAUCUCAAGAACAGCUAUCCCUUACAUGAGGGACUGCGAUGAAAUGUUUCAAACAGGCCACACAGAGAGUGGUCUUUACAUAAUACGCCCUGACAACACACGCAAACUUGUGGUCCAGUGCUACAUGGAUGGAUGCAAUGGGUGGACACUGAUCCAGAAGAACAGCUUCAACACUGAAAUCACCUGGUCAGAGACAUGGUCAACCUAUAAAUUUGGGUUUGGUGACUUGGAGAACGAUCACUGGCUAGGCAACAAUUAUAUCAGUCUCAUUACCCAACAGAAAUGGUACAAAGUCAGAAUAAACUUGGUGGAUGCCGACGGCAAUCAUAAGUAUGCAGAAUAUGACAGCUUUGUCUUGAGAGAUGAAGGAGAUGGUUAUAGGCUGAAGUUAGGGAUGUAUGAAGGUAAUGCAGGGGAUCCUCUCAGCUCCUCACGGACCAAAAAUUUGCAUGACAACAUGAGGUUCUCAUGUAAAGAUAAGGAUCAAGACAGAUCAACUUUAGAAAAUUGUGCAGAUAUCCACGGAGGGGGAUGGUGGUAUGACUCAUGCUUUGAUGCACAGCUAAAUCGAAAAGGUGGCAUUCACUGGGGCACUCUGUGUGAUGAAAACUGCAGGCAUUCUGUUAUAAUGCUGAAGCCCAUCCACAUGUAUUGUAGCAGGGCUUAGAAUGUGCUGUCAUGUGUACAGACUGUAAUGUUAUGAACUGGUUGUCUUAACAUCAAGUGGAAAAUAGCAGUAAAAUGGCAAACUGCAUUGCUUUUCUACCUUUAAAACUCUAGUAGCUUCUUCACUGUCCCUGGGGAGAUGGGAAUGUUUUUCACACCAAUGUUUAUGUCCUUGUCUCUGACUGCCACAUUGCAGUCUUCCUGUUCCCCAAUAAAAUUCUUCAGCCAGCACAAA